This is a messenger RNA of Mytilus trossulus (common blue mussel), 4231 nucleotides long. Its product is annotated as sphingosine kinase 2-like. Gene Ontology annotation, biological process: phosphorylation; sphingosine biosynthetic process. Bases 118 to 1995 code for a protein of 625 amino acids. The record is from RefSeq and is a predicted model, not a curated record. The transcript is spliced from 6 exons. Gene Ontology annotation, cellular component: membrane; intracellular membrane-bounded organelle; cytoplasm. NCBI's taxonomy places the organism in Eukaryota, Metazoa, Mollusca, Bivalvia, Mytilida, Mytilidae.
UUUAAAUAGAAGUUACGACACGAUAACAACUGUCAAGUAUAGCCGAGAAUUUGCCAGUGUUAACACAGCUUACCGUAACUAUCAUAUAAUUUCUGGCCUAUUUAUGGGUACCAUGUGAUGAGUCACAUGACAGAGCAGAUAAACAUGGAGAAUAAAACACAAGUGCUAUUAGCGGGAUGUUUUUAUAUGUACCCUAUGAGAUUGACAAAAUAUGAUGUGAAACUUACAAAACAAGGGAUUACAUUUAAUGAAUUGCCACAAAAGAAAAAUGUUUUAAAAACUCAAAAAAGCAUCCAUUUCGGUGACGUGGUGGGAUGUCGAUGUAAAAAGGGAAAAGCUGAGAAGGAUCCCAGUGCAUAUUUUUCAAUUUUUUCAUAUCAGUUUAAAGGAAAAUCAAAGCGAAAACGAUCGAAAUAUGAAUUUUCUUUUGGAUUAUGUGAUUUUCAAAAUUUCGAAGACAAUUUGAAAGUAUGUCAAAAGUGGAGAAAUGUCAUCGUCUGCUUGUCAAGAAACAUUGUUGUCAAUAGUAAUGAAGUGGAAUUUUGUACUUUACCUCCUAGUCCUACAGUAUUAGUCUUUAUAAAUCCACGAAGUGGACCUGGAAAAGCCAGACAGAUCUUUGAGAGCACAGUUAAACCUAUGUUAGAUGAUGCUGAUAUUGUUUACAAAGUACUUAUAACAGAGUAUGCUGGCCAUGCUUCAGACGUUGUCAAGACAUUAAAGUUAGAAGAUUAUUCUGGUUUGGUUAUUGUCUCAGGUGAUGGACUGAUUUACGAGGUGAUAAAUGGUUUGAUGAGUCGGAAAGAUUGGGCUAAAGCCAUCAAGAUCCCUAUUGGUUGUUUGCCAGGUGGAUCUGGAAAUGCUAUGUGCUGUAGCAUCAAUUAUCUUGCUGGAGAGCCAAUGGACCCAGACAUGGCGCUUCAUUCUACAUUUAUAUUAUUAAAACACAGAAUAUUACCCAUAGAUUUAGUACUUCUUCAAACUCCUACGGAUCAGAUCUACUCAUUCCUGUCUGUAGCGUGGGGAAUUAUAGCUGAUAUAGAUUAUGAGAGUGAGAAGUUACGAUCUAUAGGAUCUACCAGAUUUGUCUUAUAUACAAUCAUGAGAAUAAUUAAGUUAAGAACGUACAGAGCAAGAAUAUCUUUUCUACCUGUCUCAGACCAAAAGUUGAAAGAGAAUGGAAAAUCUUCCAAAAGUGUAAAAUUUCCUCGACCAAGACGAUAUACUAUAUUUAGUAAUGACUCGAACCAGGAAGCUUUGAACUCAGUCUAUGAUGUUGGUUGUGUAGGAAAAUUUAAAAGUUUAGAUGAGGGUGAUCUGAGAAUAAGAUCACAGUCAAUGCCUGCAAAUAUGUCUGGUUACAUGACACGGGGAGAAAAACCAAAAAAUUCACUAACAUCGAAAUCCGACAACAAACUGUCUGAACAAAAUGAGGAUGAAGAAAACGAGGAUGAAGACAGCGGCCAUCAUUCUGGUGAUGAAACAUUAAAUGUUGAGGUUGAAAAUGGACUUGUUGAUUUUAAUCUAAAUUCAACACCAGAUGAAGUGUUUGAAGAUUCUGUUGAUGAAACCAUUUCAACGAUUUCUGAUUCUACAGAUCCUGUUCCAAGUCCUUUGUUAUCUCCCUUAGAUAAGGAUGUUCCAAACACAUGGACGACAGUAGAAGAUGACUUUGUUACAGCCUUAGCUAUCUAUCUGCCAUAUUUAGGACCAGACAAUCUAGUCUCUCCAGACUCCAAGUUAAAUGAUGGAUGUAUUCAUUUAAUGUUGGUCAGAAAAGGAGUAUCAAAGAAUGACCUUAUGAACAUUUUUCUAGAUUUUACCACUGGUGAACAUAUUAAUUCUCCAGCAUGUGAGGUUAUAAAAUGUUUAGCUUUCAGGAUUGUACCCCUGACUGAGAAGGGUAACAUUAUGGUUGAUGGGGAGCGUAUUGAUUACGGACCAAUUCAGGGACAGAUUCUGCCUGGACUUGCCAGAAUUAUGGCUAUACAAUAAUAGCUUAUGCAUUUAAGGAAAAUUUCACUUUUGUAUUUAGGGAAUUGUUAGUAAGGUUUAAAUGAAACUCUUUUUGAAAUUUAUAAAAUGAUUUAAUGAUGUUUUUGUGUCAUAUGUGUGAAUUAGAGGCAGUGCCCUGUUUUCCAUUGUAUAAAGCACCCUAUAUUUUAAGAUUUUAGUUGUGUUUCAGUAACUCUUAAAAUACACAUGGACAAGGCCCAGAUGAUUUUAACUUUUAAUUGCAUAAAUUGUUUUAUCAGUCCUUAAAUAUAUUAAGAUUUUUUCCUUUUACAGUGAUUUAAGUUACUUAUGGAAAACUUUUAUUUUUAAGUUUUAAUUAACUCCCCACUUUGAUAAUAUCUGUUCAGGAGGUGUUCCAUAAUUGGAAGCUUUAGAAUAUACAUAUAGAAGAAGACAGGUAAAGAAAAUAUUACUUUUAAAUAAAUAAUUGAAUAUAUGCCUGAAAUUACAAAACAUGAAAGUGUAAUUAAAAUGGACUUAUUGACUCGUAACCUUCCUUUAUUCGGUUGGAGUCAUUGUUGAACUCCGCCAACUAUCUGAUAACAAUACUUCAAGUUCAUGAUAAAUAUCAUUUCAGCAUUAUACAAUAUCUUUACCAAACUUAGGUUGAUAAUGUCCCAUUUGAUAAAUAAACCUCCCUGAAAUUAAAGGGAUAUUUUGUUUGUUUUGGAUAAUAUACCCAUGAUUUAUAAUCUAAAACCAAUUUAAUAAAUCAUUAUCAUCUUCACAAUUAGCUCAAUCCAUGACAUGUGCAGGAGUUAUAGAUGACUGCAACAAUGUGUAUGUUAUAUAUAAUGAUUGUAUUAAUGUUAUAUUAUGAAUAUAAUGAUACUUUCUGUUAUUUAUAUUGUAUGAGAAUGUAAAGGGACCAAUCAAUUUACCUCUGACCUACUAAUUUGAAUGAUUAGACUUUGUUUUUAUUUUAUCACUGUAUUGGAUGUUUGAUUUGUAUGAACUUAAGAAUUUAUUACUCGGUACUAUAUUAGGUGUACUAAAAUUACUAGUUCUAAAAUGUUAGUCUUGGAUCAAUUGACUCACAUUGAUUUGUUCAUGAUGAAGAUGGGACUUAGACUGUACAGGAUUCUGAGCAUGAAGUUCUAUAAAUUCAGAAAUUAUUGUUAGGUUUUUAUUUGUUUGAAUAAUACAUUCUUAUCAGAAACAUAUAGCUGCAGUAGAUUUUCCCAAAAUCGCAAUAACUUAAAAUAACAAAUUGUGUCUUAUUUUUCAAAAAUCACAAUGAUAAAAUUAAAAUGCAACCAAUAAUUUCUGAAUUUACAGUACAUGUUAAUUUUAUGUUGUGACAUCCUGUAUGUGAUCACCACAACCAUCCCCUCAGUCUCACAUAUUUUUUUUUGCUUUUCAUUUGUGUAACUGGUAAAAUGAAAUAAGAACUAAGGAUCACCAUUUCUUGAUAAUGAUGAUCAAAUGAAAAUCCAUAAUGUUUUAGUGUUUUAAAGGCUAAUAUCUGCUGAACAUAGCUUUUAAGACCCUCUAAUUAUUUUAUUUUGACUGCCAUUCCAGUAUUUUGUUCUGUUAUUUGUUGUAGCUUUUAUUUUUAUAUUAGUUAGUAGCAACACAGAAAAUCUAGCAACACUAAUCUGUACAUUUCACAAUUCAACCGUUGCUAGAUUUUCUGCCACAAUUUUGUUUUUGUUUUUGUUUGGAAAUCUUUUUCUGUACAUAUUAAUAAGACCAUUUUAAGAAGUGCUAAAAAAAAUUGUGUGAUAGUGAAUAGGAUUUUGUAAUUUUUAUGAUGGAGCCAAUGUAUUAUUUAUUGUAUGUUAAUUUAUUGAAUAACUAUUAAUCUGUACAAGUUACAUAAUGUGGUUAACAUGGCGUUGAUCAAUAUACCCAUAGUUUCAAAUCAUCAUGCCAAUUUUUUAAUCAAUUUUGCCCAUUAUUUUCUAUUUAAUAUUUUUGUCCAUUUUCUCUAUUCUGUAAAAUAAAAUUCACACUCUCAUAAAUUAUCAUUAGCAAUGAAAACAAGGCAAGUCUGAUUAUGAUAUUAUAUGAAAUUGUGAUACAUCAUACAUAUAUUUAUUAACAUCAUUGUCUUGAAUGUAUUGAUAGUGAAUGAAAGAAAAAAUGCAUUAUAUAAAUGAGCUGUAUUGUCUAUAUUCUAACUGCAAUGAUAAUUGAUGUAUAUCUUUAUGUUGCCGAACAGCAUCCAACUGUUGCUAGCAACUCCUAGCCAUAACCUCUGUUGUUUGGCUAC